AGGAGAGGAAAGGAGAGGAGACAGCUCCAGUUUAUUCGCCUCCAACUUCUCUCUUUGCUUCUACUUGCGUCUUUCUGACUCUUCUUAUCCACCAAUGCGAGGAUUUUAUUCCUGUUCUCUCUGUUGUUCUCCCAGCUGUCCCGAACCGAGGAAAACCAGUUUAAGGACCAGACGGGAGUAUGUUAAAUAACCCGCACGACUGAGCAAAACAAGAAGAAAAAAAAGAAGAAGACAUGGAUAAACGGAGUUAUUCUCUCGUUUUGCCUGCAGCUUUCUUCCACUUUGCACUUUUGGGAUUUACUGCCGGACAAUUCUUCCCAGGUGGCUGUACAUUUGAGGAGUCAUACAGCAGCUGUGGAUACAGCGUCUCUCUUGGAACCAAUGGAUUUACGUGGGAACAAGUCAACUCCUGGGAGAAACCCACCAUGGACCCUGCUCUGCCGACUGGUUCGUUCAUGGUGGUGAACGCGUCGGGCCGGGCGUCGGGGCAGAAGGCUCACCUCUACAUGCCCACCCUGAAGGAGAAUGACACCCACUGCAUCGACUUCCUGUACUCCCUGUCCAGCCGGGACGGAGCGAGCCCAGGAACGCUCAACGUCUAUAUCAAGGUGAACGGAGGUGCUCAGGGUAACCCUGUAUGGAACGCCUCUGAUACUGUCACUGAAGGCUGGGUGAAGGCUGAGCUGGCCAUUUCCACUUUCUGGCCCAACUCCUACCAGGUGAUAUUCGAAGCGGUUUCAGUUCAAGGCCAUCCUGGUUUCAUCGCCAUCGACGACAUUCGAGUUCUGGCUCACCCCUGCCGUAAAGCGCCUCAUUUUCUGCGUCUGCAGAAUGUGGAGGUGAACGUGGGUCAGAACGCUACGUUUCAGUGUACUGCCGGAGGGAAAUGGUCUCAGCACGAUAAACUCUGGCUACAGCAGUGGAACGGUAGGGACACGGCACUGAUGGUGACCAGGGUGGUGAACCACCGACGUUUCUCAGCGACCGUCAGCGUUGGCGACACAUCGCAGCGCAGCACCAGUCGCUACCGCUGUGUCAUCCGAUCCGACGGCGGGUCCGGGGUGUCCAACUACGCCGACCUCAUUGUCAAAGCUCCCCCCACCCCCAUCGCUCCCCCUGAGCUUCUGGCUGUUGGCGCCACUUACCUUUGGAUCAAACCCAACGCCAACAGCAUCAUCGGUGACGGGCCGAUCAUCCUGAAAGAGGUGGAGUAUCGAACCACUUCAGGGAACUGGGCAGAGACCCACGUGGUCGACUCCCCCACCUAUAAACUGUGGCAUCUGGACCCAGAUGUGGAGUACGAGAUCAAGGUCCUGCUGUCCAGACCUGGGGAGGGAGGAACGGGGCCGCCGGGGCCGCCACUGGUCACCAGGACUAAAUGUGCAGAUCCAGUCCACGGUCCCCAAAACGUCAAUGUGGUGGAUGUCAGAGCCCGCCAGCUGACGAUACAGUGGGAGACGUUUGGGUAUGCUGUGACACGCUGCCACAGCUACAAUCUGACGGUGCAGUACCAGUAUGUGUUCAACCAGCAGGAGUUUGCAGCCGAAGAGUUGAUCCAGACCUCGUCACAUUACACCCUGAGGGGCCUGAGGCCCUUUGUCACGGUCCGACUGCGACUCGUCCUGGCUAACCCCGAGGGCAGCAAAGAGAGCGAGGAGAUUGUCAAACAAACAGAGGAGGACGUGCCUGGCUCCGUGCCGAUGGAGUCUCUGCAGAAUACACCAUAUGAGGAGAAGAUCUUCAUGCAGUGGAAAGCUCCCAACGAGACCAACGGCGUCAUCACUCUGUAUGAGAUUACCUACAAGGCUUUGAGCUCGUUGGACCCCAGCGCUGAUCUGACAACCCAGAGGGGACGGGUGUUCAAGCUGAGGAAUGAGACCCAUCACCUGUUUGUAGGUCUCUACCCAGGGACCACCUACUUCUUCACCCUCAAAGCGUCCACGAACAAAGGCUUCGGCCCGCCUGUCACCACCCGCAUCACCACCAAGAUAGCAGCCCCCAUGAUGCCAGAGUACGAGUCUGAGGCUCCACUGAACGAGACAGAGACCACCAUCACCAUCCUGCUAAAGCCCGCCCAAUCACGUGGCGCACCUAUCAGCUCCUAUCAGCUCGUUGUGAAGGAGGAGCGCAAAUCCAAGACUCGCCGCGCCGCCUCCGAGGCCCCCGAGUGUUUCUCUGCCCCUGUCAGCUUUCGCAACGCGUCCAUCUUGGACUCACCGUACUACAUCGCUGCCGAACUGCCCCCGUCCAGUCUCACGGUGGUGCAGCCAUUCACGGUGGGAGACAACAAAAGCUAUGGAGGUUUCUGGAAUCCUCCGCUGUCACCGGCCAAGAGCUACAGCAUCUACUACCAGGCCAUGAGCAGAGCCAACGGGGAAACCAAAAUCAACUGCGUCCGCCUGGCUAACAAAGUGGUAAUAGGUAGGGGACAAAUAACAACGCCGUACAUUCUAGUCAUCCCAAGCGAAGGUGCGUCCACACAGGACUCUGAUGCAAUGGAGCCGGAGAAGCAGGUGGACAGCACAGUGAAAAUGGCCGGAGUGAUCGCAGGAAUCCUCAUGUUCAUCAUCAUCCUCCUUGGCGUCGUCCUCACCUUCAAACGCAGAGAGAUUCACACGUGGAGAACUCUGAGCGUGGGAAGACAUGCUUAUUCCUACUCUUAUUACCUGAAGUUGGCGAAGAAGCAGAAGGAGACGGCCAGCAGCUCCACCCAGCAGAGGGAGAUGGGUCCGGUCACCACGGCUGAUAAGAGCACCACUAAAGUCAGCACCCUGCACAAAGACGACCCCUUCUCCACCUCCAACCAGGACCUCAACGGAUUCACCUCCCCCUCUCCUUGCUCCUUCUCCGUGCAGGGAAGCAAGACGCUGCAGAGCAAAUCCCUGCUGAAUUCCUACUACUCAGUGUCCAAAGAGCCAGUUCCAGCCACAACUUCUAUAGACAGCAGCCAGCCGUCCCUCGCCCAGCCCUCUCUGACCCUGCAGAGUUUCCCCUACGGAGGCUGCGAGUCCGUGGAGCUCUCCUACCAGAGCGGUCAGUUCCAGGCAGGCCAGUUUCAGCCCGCUAUUCGAGUCGCAGAUCUCCUCCAACACAUCACCCAGAUGAAAUGUGGACAGGGCUAUGGUUUCAAGGAGGAAUAUGAGGCCCUGGCAGAGGGACAGACGGCGCCUUGGGAAACAGCCAAGAAGGACGAGAAUCGCAACAAGAAUCGCUAUGGCAACAUCAUCGCUUACCCCACAGAUGAUCACACCAGAGUCCGACUGCAGCUGCUGGACGGAGACCCCCACUCUGACUACAUCAACGCCAAUUAUAUUGACGGGUACCAUAGACCCAGACAUUACAUCGCCACACAAGGGCCCAUGCAGGAGACGGUGAGGGAUUUCUGGAGGAUGGUCUGGCAGGAAAACUCGGCCUCUAUCGUCAUGGUUACCAACCUGGUGGAGGUGGGCAGGGUGAAGUGUGUGCGUUACUGGCCGGAUGAAACGGAAGUUUAUGGAGACAUCAAGGUGACCCUGAUAGAAACCGAACCUCUGGCUGAAUACGUCAUAAGGACAUUCACCGUCCAAAAGAAGGGUCACCAUGAGAUCCGUGAACUCCGUCAGUUUCAUUUCACCAGCUGGCCCGACCACGGCGUUCCCUGUUACGCCACCGGACUGCUCGGCUUCAUACGACAGGUCAAGUUCCUCAACCCGCCUGAUGCUGGGCCUAUAGUGGCACACUGCAGUGCUGGUGCAGGGAGGACGGGCUGUUUCAUUGCAGUGGACAUCAUGUUGGACAUGGCAGAGAAUGAAGGCGUGGUGGACAUUUUCAACUGCAUCCGAGAGCUGAGAUCACAACGAGUCAACAUGGUCCAGACAGAGGAGCAGUACGUGUUUGUUCACGAUGCCAUCUUGGAGGCCUGUCUAUGUGGGAAUACAGCCAUACCAGUGUGUGAGUUCAGAGCCAUUUACUACAACAUCAGCAGACUGGAUCCACAAACCAACUCCAGCCAAAUUAAAGAUGAGUUCCAGACUCUGAACAUAGUGACCCCAAGAGUCCGUCCAGAGGACUGCAGCGUGGGAUUGCUACCGAGGAACCACGACAAGAACCGCAGUAUGGACGUUUUAUCAGCAGACCGAUGCCUGCCUUUCCUCAUAUCUGUGGACGGAGAGAGCUCCAAUUACAUCAAUGCUGCAUUAAUGGACAGCCACAAACAGCCAGCGGCCUUCAUUGUUACCCAGCAUCCUUUGCCAAACACCAUGGGCGACUUCUGGAGGCUGGUGUUCGACUACAACUGCUCCUCCAUUGUUAUGCUCAACGAGAUGGAUGCAGCGCAGUUAUGUAUGCAGUACUGGCCAGAAAAGAGUUCGUGCUGCUACGGUCCCAUUCAAGUCGAAUUCAUAUCGGCAGACAUCGAUGAGGACAUCAUCAACCGAAUCUUCAGGAUCUGCAACAUGGCCCGGCCACAAGACGGUUAUCGCCUGGUGCAGCACUUUCAGUUCAUCGGCUGGCCGGCUUACAGGGACACGCCUCUCUCCAAACGCUCGAUCCUCCAGUUGGUCCGAAGGCUGGCUAAGUGGCAGGAGCAGUACGACGGAGGAGACGGCAGGACGGUGGUACAUUGCCUUACUGGCGGAGGGCGUUCUGGAACGUUCUGUGCCAUCUGCAGCAUCAACGAGAUGAUCCAGCAGCAGAACAUCGUGGACGUUUUCCACACCGUCAAAACACUGAGGAACAACAAGACUAAUAUGGUGGAGACAAUGGAACAGUACAAGUUCUGCUAUGAAGUGGCUUUGGAGGCGCUGAGCUCCUUCUGAUUGGCUGUGUGAUGACAUCCUCUUUUCUGAUUUGUGGUUGACGGUGCCUGUCAUCUUCAGCGCAACACUGGAACACACAAAGUGCAAAACUGCUUUGUGCUGACCAGAAACCAACCUGUGAGCAUGUGUGCCUGUGAGUGUGUGUGUGUGUGUUUGAGAGAGCGUGCACGUGAUUUGGUGUGAAUAAGAGAGGGCAUGCUUGCAUACUUGAGUGUGCCUGUGAAAACACAUACACACACACAACCUGUACAGAAGAGAAAAAAAGCGACACACAUACACACUGGUGAUUUUCGUGUGUGUUCGCUUCAGCAAGACUGUGAACUUUACAUGCUUGUACAAAGAAAAAAAGAAAAAAUGAUAUGUUAAAAAAACAAAAUCAGAUGUUUAAAAAAAGCGCCACUUUUUCCUUCUCUAUCUCUCUGUCCUCUCUGCUGGGCUGUGAUGUGACUAUUGUACAGUAUUUCCUUUUUAGAUAUAUUCUACGCCUUGAAUGUUGUCUCCCUGUGAAGGCUGGAUGCACACUGGAAGAUUUCCCACACUUAGCUAAGCUUCAAGUGAUGCCUCAACUCUGUGUUUUGGACUCCAAUAUUCAUCCCAGAGCUUUUCUAGAGGUUUGUGUUUAGCUGAGACAGAUCAAAGCAAAAACCAACAGACAAUUGUUGAUAUUUUUUGGCAUUUUUCCUUGAAAUAAUAAGCAGAUAGAUUUCCCUGUGACUCAACAGCCUCUUGGCUGCCUCACUGUUAAAUAUUAAAUUAUGUGUAAUUCAGUAAUUGGUAACAAAAUUUCUCAGUAGGGUUUCUUUACCUUCAAAGAAACAUCAUUUAUGAUUUUUCUUUGACAGUUUUUCUUUUACUGGAGAAAAAUGCUUGCGAAUGUUGUAAAAAGAGGAGAAAGUAGCAUGUUUGAAGCUACAGUUAGUGGAGUGCAUGGUGAAGAGUAACAACAGCAUUAAAAAAACAAGAAAAAAGAAAACUCAUGCCUUGCCUUUAAGGCCAAACAAUGUUGUUGUCCCAGCUCCAGUUUUGUUUUUUGUUUUUUCACCAUUUGGGGCUAUAAGAUAAAAAAAGGUUUCAUAAAUAUGUUUGAAUGGCUUUAUGUAAAAAUCAGUUUUGUCAAAAUCUUAUAGUGUGCAUCUACUCUUACUGUAAAUAAGAUAAGACAACCACAGUCAAACAAACAAACAGACAAACAUCAUGCACCAGAUACAUUACAAUUGAAGGUUAUUAUUUCAAAACGCUAUCACUCUAUAAAUCUGUGUCAGUGUUAUUUUCAGCGACUCAGCGUAUUAUAGUUUGGAAUAUGUUACUACAAACUGUCCAUUUAGACAUGUUGUCUAAAAAAUAUAUAUAUUUUUGCAUAUUGCACAUUUAGCUGACGCCCAUAUUUAGAGUGACUUAAGCUGAGGAAGCAGAUUGCUUUAAUUUUCAUGAAGCUUGGGGAUAACGCCGUUUUCUCCAGCCUGCAAUCUAUCAUUAAAAUGACAACUGCAAACAGAAAGAGACAGGUCAUAUUUACUUCCUCGACAAACAGAGCCUGGAAUGUGCUUUUUGCUGAGAACAUUGAGGUUUUCAGGUUUAAAAAUUCAUAUGACAAACUCACUCCCCAGUCUUAAAGGAAAUGAUUCCAGCUGAUGAUUGACCCCAGCAUGAAAGAAGGUCAACAUGGCUAACAGUUAAGACCUGUGGGAGUUAUUAUACAGGAUGUGAGGCCAACCACAGCUUUCCAUUAUCUCCUCAUCUGAGACGACUUUUGUCUUUUGACAUUUCUCUGUUGGCUAUUUAAGAGAUGCAGAAGUUUUUAUUCUCUUGGCCAGAACUGGCAUACCUGUGGUAAAAUGUUGUGGCAAAAUGUUCAGUCUGCGCUUAUGUUUUAUUUUGUUGCUAGAGUCCAGUCAGGCUCGUUUGUGGACCUAUCAAGACAAAGACUGUAAGGGUGUUGUAUUGAAGACCAUGUGAAAGCCAUUAUCAUUUUUAUUUCCACCAAGGAUUUAUUUUAUUGGCUUGGUUCACAGCUGUUCAUCUGUAUUAUAUAUUUUGUUUAUUUGAUUUCUUUUUGGAUUUUUUCUUUGUCCUGAAUUUGUACAUUUGUUUUGUAUAAUUAUUAUUCUGAUGAUUAUUUGUCUAGCAAAGUGUUGUUUAGAUCUGGUGAUGCCAUUUCCAUUGGUUGUUUAGUUGUUUGAAAUGUGGUUACAAUGAAAUAAAGGGACCAAAAUGUUGAA
Messenger RNA from Plectropomus leopardus (leopard coralgrouper), 7015 nucleotides. The record is from RefSeq and is a predicted model, not a curated record. Lineage: Eukaryota; Metazoa; Chordata; Actinopteri; Perciformes; Serranidae.